AUGGCGUUGACCGUAAAACAACUUAAUGCGGAUGCUUCGUUCCUGUUGACUUUCGAACCGAUCGUUCCGGAGUCGAUACCGGGCAUCUCUCCCAGGCCAUUCAGGAUUCUUAUGGACCCGUGGAUCACCGGACCUUCGACUAUCUUUCAUUCUAUAUUGUCGACCACGACGCACAAGGAGUCACCAUGUGUCUGCUCAUUACAGCAUCUCCCCGAGCCGGACCUCGUCAUUAUCAGCCAGCACAAGAGCGACCACUGCAACGAGGCUACACUCCGUCAGUUGCCAGCGAGCGGAUCAAGGACGUUGAUUCUGGCUGAGCCCGCGGCAGCCAAGGUCAUCCGGAGUUGGAAGUAUUUCGAUAAGAACAAGGUCCAUACGAUACCGCGAUGGGAGGACCCUCAAACAACGGGGAAGCAGACCGUAAUCCGAGUCAAAGUACCUCCAUUCAUACCUGGCGGAGAGCCCGGUGAAGUGACUGUCGCAUUCAUCCCCCAGCGAAGGGACUUCAAAGGUCUACACGCCGCCAUUGGCAUUACAUAUCGACCGCCUCCGACAUGGCCAAGAUUCACGCAUCUAAUCACACCCCCGGUAUCACCAGCUUCCCAACGUCGAAGCACGCCAUCUCCGUCUUCCCGAUCCAAAGCAGCACCUGCAUAUAUCAACUUGCCGACUCCCCCAGAGACACCCAGUACGCAGUCUCUCCGAUCCGUCCAGUCUGCCGCCUCCACCCCGCCGCCAACUGACGCCCGAGACCGCGCCGUCUCCGUGAUCUUCUCCCCCCACGGCAUCUCAUACCGCUGUCUGCACCAAUACGCAAGCUCGCACCUCGUAGCCGAGGCAGCGCUACCGCUGACCGCGCUUCUGCACUGCUUCGACACCGUUUCGAACCCAUGGUGGCUUGGUGGCAACAUAUCAGCGGGAAUGCCGGCCGGCCAGGAGACCGCGACGGCCUUGGGAGCGAAGGCCUGGGUCAGCACGCACGACGGCGACAAAGACGUCAGGGGUCUUGUGACGAGGAUGUUGAGGACGAGAAAGUAUGCCCGGAAGGAGAUCGCAAGCGUCGUCAGCCCUUCCUCGGACAGCGGCGACCGCAGCAACAGGUUUGAGCGGGAGAACGGCAGCGGGAAGAGUACCGAGGUUCUCGUCCUCGGCGUUGGAGAGGAAGUCGCCAUGACGAGAGAGGGGGUCUGGAACGUUGAGCCGGGGGCUCGAGUGCUUCCGCGAAACUCUCCUCACGCCGAGAAGACGCAGAAGGGGCGCGCAAGAGGUCGGAACCUUUCGCCUAUUAUAACAGGAGCAUGA
Colletotrichum karsti is the source of this 1302-nucleotide messenger RNA. RefSeq lists its product as uncharacterized. Bases 1 to 1302 code for a protein of 433 amino acids. The record is from RefSeq and is a predicted model, not a curated record. The transcript has a single exon. Lineage: Eukaryota; Fungi; Ascomycota; Sordariomycetes; Glomerellales; Glomerellaceae.